AUGGACUUUCCAGGCCAUUUCCAGCAUAUUUUUAAGCAGCUGAACCACCAGCGCCUGCAUGCUCAGCUGUGUGAUUGUUUGGUGGCAGUUGGACCCCAGAGCUUCCAGGCUCACCGCUCCAUCCUGGCAGCAUGUAGCUCCCACUUCAGGGCUCUACUGAGCUCCAGUGACAAUGGAGAUGAAGUCGAAGGUUCAGGAGGAGGUGACAAAGGUGAAGGGGUUUGUGUGUUGACGCUAGAUCCAGAGGUGGUGACCCCUGAGGCUUUCUCUACCCUGUUAGACAUGAUUUACACCUCAAACCUCUCUCUGAGGGCCUCCAAUGUUAUGGAUGUGCUUCUAGCAGCAUCACACCUGCACCUUAAUGCUGUGGUCAAGGCCUGCAAGCUCCACCUGUCCAGGAAAAACUUUCCUGCAUCCCCGCCUAAAGGAUGGAGGUCAAUGCAGCAGCAGAAUCCUGCAUAUGAAAAAGCAGAUUUGCUCAAGCCGUGCACAUCUCUCCUGGAGAAAGGUGAAGACGAGGGUGAAGCAGGAGUGGAGGUUAGUCAGUCUGGUGGGGUUGAAGACCAGAUGAUGAAGGGGGAAACCAGCGGUGAGCAGAGCACAGCAGCACUUGUGAGACACAAGAGAAAGUCCAACGAGGACUGCAUCGGUGGCAGGAAGAGGUUCUGCAGGGUACAAGAGGGGAACUACAAAGAGUGUUCACCAACAGUGACCAGAAGCACUGUCAGUACAGAGGAUGGAGGAGAGGAACUUCUGUCGCCAUCUAACAGACUCUGGGAGGGGCAAAGUGAAGAGGAGGAAGAAGUUGAGGAGAAAUAUGAAGCUACAAAGGGAGAGAUGGAGGAGAUCCAGCUGCCAAGCCAGUCAGACAGCAGCACAGGGGGCAUACGUGUAUGGGAGAGGGGCAGAGAUGGAGACACUGUACUCAAAGUAAAGGUGGGGGAUGAAGGGGAGGAAGAGGGAGACAACCCAAAGAUGCCAAAAAUUGAAGUAAAAAGAGAGAAUCUGAGCUCAUAUUCCCCAGAUUUAGAUGCAAUCACUCUCGCUUCUCCUCCUUCUCCUCUACAAGACUGCACUAAAAAUUUGAAUACACAACUAGACGAUGAGAAAAUGGACGCUGCCUGUCCAGCAGAAGUUGCUGUAAGCCCCUUGAAUUCCCAGCUGUGCACAGAUCUUCACUCUGAUCCACAGAGAGAGGCUGGAGAUCUAGGCGAGGCAUCAGUGGACAGUGAGGGACUCGACAGUCUAUCUGAACUUGCCUUUUCCUGCUUCCUUAAUCCAAGCGCUGAGAGUGUAAUGGGAAGUCUGGAAGAGGAUGACAGUUUAGCAAGCCUCACUGCUGCUGCGACCGCUGCAGCGACAGCCAGUGACACUUCUGCGGCUGCUGAAGAUACUAGCCAGCUUUGUCAAAACUCAAAAGAUGCAAACACUUCCUCUGCUCAGUCCUCUGAUUCCUCCUCCCCUUCAUUUGUUUUCCCUGUAACAUCUGUCCCCUUGCAGCAGCUUCUUCCAACUCAGGGCCCUAGUUUCAGUGACACACUCAUCCUUCAGCCCACCCAGAACUCUCUUGCAGGAUUCCUGAGUGGCAUCAGGCCAAGCCUCGGACUAGAUACCUCCCUUGUCCAACCCUCUAGGGCUGGGAAAAGCUCAGGGGCGACAACCUUCCGUCGCAUUGCCCCUAAAGUCCUGCCCGGGUCAGAAGCAGGUACAGAUAGCUCUCCCUCUGAUGAGCGACCAUCUCUAACCAGAGCUUCAGAUGAUGUUCUGUCCAAGUGCAAGAAAGCAGCAGCUGAAGACCAUGUGCUGCUAGUAGAAGGAGAGAAGAAGUAUGCCUGUAAAAUCUGCUGCAAGACCUUCAUGAACCUGACUGACUGUAAGAAGCACAUCAGAGUCCACACAGGAGAAAAACCGUAUCCCUGUCCUAAAUGUGGAAAGCGCUUCAGCCAGUCCUCCCAUCUGUACAAACACUCGAAAAACACCUGCCUAAACUGGAAGGAUGAUCAAUCAUUCACAGACACCCUGCUGUAA
Messenger RNA from Xyrichtys novacula (pearly razorfish), 2028 nucleotides. The record is from the annotation of a GenBank genome assembly. NCBI's taxonomy places the organism in Eukaryota, Metazoa, Chordata, Actinopteri, Labriformes, Labridae.